AUGAAGUUCCUUUGUCUUCAUGGCGCCAUUGGCAAUGUCGAUAAUAUUGGUAUCCAGCUAGCACCUUUGCAAAAAGAAUUGCAAUCAGACGAUACUGCUUCGUUCCAUUACAUCAAUGCACCCGUGCAGAUUACUCCUCCGCAAGGCUUUGAAGAAUACUUUGGCGUUGGUCCUCAUUUCCGCUGGGCUGAUGAUGGUGGUGCGGCUGAGGACUCCAUGAUCAGUCGGGUGCGCAAGAUCCCUGACGGUCAGAAUCCCGAAGAUGUGAUGCGCGACCUGAUUGGAGAGCGCAAUGUGGUCUGGCUCAACUACAAUGAUGUGAUGGCGUAUCUGUAUGAUACGAUGGAGAAGGAUCCGGAGAUUCAAGGGAUCAUUGGAUAUAGUGAGGGGGCCUCCAUUGCAGCCACUCUCAUCGUCGAUGAAGAAAGGCGUGCACGGACAACGGGUCGUCUGCGACAGAUCAAGUGCGCCAUGUUUGUCACUGGUUGGCCUCCGAUGCAUCCCGUCGAUGGCGUUCUUCUCGCAGAUGAGAGUGACGUGAUGAUCGAUGUUCCCAGUCUGCAUGUUAUUGGGGCAAACGAUCCCUUUCGACACGGCGCCUACGCCCUAUACAAUGUUUGCGAUCCCGAUACAGCCCAAUUUUUCGAUACGGGCAAAGGUCACACAAUUCCACGUUCUGGACUUGUCAUUCAGGAGCUUGGGGAUGCUAUGCGGGGCCUGAUUGAGCAGGCAUUCAGUCCAGAGGAAUACUAG
Molecule: messenger RNA, 753 nt
Organism: Penicillium pulvis
Lineage: Eukaryota; Fungi; Ascomycota; Eurotiomycetes; Eurotiales; Aspergillaceae
Exons: 5
Coding region: 1-753 (250 amino acids)
Cellular component (GO): nucleus; cytoplasm
Source: RefSeq, a predicted model, not a curated record